AUGAUGGUGCAUGACGGUGCUGGUCACAAAGCGAGCGAUGCGCUUGGGCGACGCGCUUCAGGACUUUCAGCUCUCCUGCUUGCGCUCCGAGGGGCUGACGGUAGCUCCAAGCGAUCGGAUGGUACAGCAACAACUAAAAAGGACGUCGACAACAUACACGAGGAGGAAGAGGGUGGCGAGGAGGAGGAUGAAGACUACGUGGCCAUCGAGCCAGUCAGCGAGUCCGAGGAAGAAUACUUGGAGGAUUCGGAGGAGUCUUCCUUCGAUGAUGAUGAGGAGACGGCAUGGUCCGAGCUCGAAAGCGGGUCGCUGGCACAAAUGUCUUGCAGUGCAGUAGGGUCAUCUGCAUCUACUAGGUCCAAGCCCAGGCGAUCGGCAGCUGUUGCAAAAGCAGAGGACCCCACACUGGAUCCUGAGGAGGAUCUAGACGAGGAUGAGAACCAAAGCUUCGUGCCCCUUGACCUACGUUUUGGUGGUCAAGAGGCAACUCCGUUGUCCACUGUCUACUUCUUCCCCUGGAUGGACCAUGAUUGGAUGAUUCCUUGA
Messenger RNA from Symbiodinium natans, 546 nucleotides. The record is from the annotation of a GenBank genome assembly. Lineage: Eukaryota; Dinophyceae; Suessiales; Symbiodiniaceae.